Messenger RNA from Cottoperca gobio, 2290 nucleotides. Its product is annotated as tetraspanin-8-like. Bases 166 to 936 code for a protein of 256 amino acids. Gene Ontology annotation, cellular component: membrane. NCBI's taxonomy places the organism in Eukaryota, Metazoa, Chordata, Actinopteri, Perciformes, Bovichtidae. The transcript has 9 exons. The record is from RefSeq and is a predicted model, not a curated record.
GCACAGACCCCUCACCCAGUGCAUCACAGUGACACCCUGUGCAUCACAGUGACGUCUUGUGCGGAUAGCUACAUAUAUGCCCUUACAGUUGUAAUCAUAGAUCCAUAGCAUUAAUAUUUUCUUUAUGUAAAAAGGCGUUCUAAAGCCUGGGAGAGAAGCAGCAGCAUGCAGCGGAGCGCAGUGUUCGUGGUGGCGGAUAAAAUGAGCCUGAAAAGGCCGUUUAUUUUCGCCAACGCUGUGCAUAUGGCGCUGUGCUUCUUCAUGUUGACGAUGACAUUAGCUUGGCACAGAGACCUCAUACAAACUGGCAAACUGGUGUCCAAUGUUUCUGUCGUGAUCAUGUACGUCGUAGAGAUCGGCUGUCUGCUGCUCUCAGUGCUCGGUGUGGUUGGAGCCUGUAAAGGAAAGAGAUGGUGUUUGAUUCUGUAUGCAACUGGGAUGGCAGCAGCCAGUCAAACAAUAAUUGUGAGAACAGCACUAAGUUACCAAGAUAUUUAUGAGAAGCGUGUGGUCCGUGAAGAGUCCAAGUUGCUGUCCAUGAUGCCACUUAGUGGAACCAGCAAAGCCAACAGGACCCUGCUGUACAGCAUUCAACAAGAAUUUGAGUGCUGCGGUCUUAUUGAUGGCUAUAAAGACUGGGGCUCGUCCAUCCCUGCUUCCUGUAACUGUCAUUAUCCAGGAAAAUGUAUUCGACUACGGGGCAUUGCCACACUCGGGGCUCCAAAGAAUCAGUACGUUUAUCAAAAGCCUUGCCUACCAAUUUAUGUUUCUGAACUGAAGCUUGCAUUCUCAUUGGCGAUGGCUGUACAAUUUGGAAGUGGAGUAUUUUGGGUGGUGUUACUGGUGAUGAGCAUCAAGCUGAUGGGCCAGAUAAAGAGGAAACAGGAGUUCAUGGCUCUUCUCCAAUCAAACAGAUAUGUUCCCGGUGCCUUCUAGUCACCUUGUAUGUUUUGAUACACACUUCAAAUUAUGAUCAAGCAUACCUUUUAUUUGUAUUUGCACAUACAUGUAACACAUUAUGCUGUAUACCAUAUCCUGGCUAUUUUGUCCUAUAGCAACAUAUGUUGACAUUAUAAUUUUCUGUUAAUGCAUGUGACUGAUAUUAAAAAGUAAUCUACAUGCAUAGAUCGAUUUCUUUUUUUUUGCCUUACUGCUGUAAAACAUUGCAAUUUAAUGAAAUAUUUAAUAAUCAUCACAUUUUCAAAUGCUUUUGUCAUAUCCCUGAAAUUAUGUUUGAAAAUUAUCUUACCAAGCAUUAACCAGACAUCUGUUUUCUUUGAGUAGCUGGAGCCAAUCCCGGCAUUUUGUCAUUUACAGUAAGUGUUGUCUUAUCUGGAUAAUAUUCAGAUAUAAUUUAUCUCCAUUUCCUUAAUACCUGUAUUCAUUUCUGAGGGAAGACGGAUAUCUAAUUGCAUCUACUGAGCAUAAAACUAUUAAUUAAUGGCUUUAAUUUAUCACGACUGGACCAACUUCUUUCAAACACAUAUUUAAAUAUUCGUACUUGUCUUAAGCUCACUCAUUGAAUUUUCAGCAUUAGAGCAAACCAAUAAUCUUUGAACAAAUAAUAAUAUUAAUAACCCAUAUGUAGCACCUUUCUUAAACAGCGUUUACAAAGUGAAAUAUAAUCGCUUAUUUAUUAUUGAGAAAUGUAUUUUCUUGGGUAAAUAAUCAGGUUGGACAACGGAAUGAGCCACAGCUCUCAGAAUGUCUUGAUGCCUUGUUAUGCACAAUGUAUAUUUGAAAACUUCAUCACUUCAUUCAGUUGUUCUCGAAGCACAUUUAGCGCCGGGGGGGGCGAUAUACCCGCUCGGAGGAAAAGGGAUUCUGUUUAGUUGCACAUGCAGUAAAUCCUCAAAUGUUUUGCCUCCAGAAUUUGAUUUUGAGGUUUGGAGACAUUUUGGGCCAGGCCGCUGCAGACAGGUUGUGAGAGGCUCUUGUAAGAAAACGCGUCACCAAUAUUCUCGCAGAGACUGUAAUGUCCCAACUGAUGCCGCUCUCACCGAAGAAGCCUUUACGCCACAUCUCUUCUAAUAUGACUUGCUGCAUGAGCUGCCUGCGGUUGAAAUGUCAUCAUUGACUAAUAUAUUGUCAAAUGAUUUUCAUCUGAAACAGCAGAUCCAAUGUCUACCUGUGCACUUUAACCAUUAAUGCCUAAUAUCAGUAUGUUCUUGCAAAGUAUGGAUUUUUUUUUCUUCUGUCAUACACUGUUUUUGUUAUUUUAUUUAAUACUUAUGGAAUGAACUUAUGUAAUAUUUUGUAAAUAGCAGGAAUAAAAUAUGUGAUUCUUGUU